CGGAUGUUAACUGAGUGGACACGCCGCACCGCUGCUUCUGUCGUGUGUCGGUGAGUAUAGCCGACAUGCAACUGGAUUUCUGGUGAAUUCUCAGCGGCUCCGUGAUGAGUUGACGGGGGAAAUAACACUUGAUAAAUUAAGUUUUCAUUAAGCAGAUGAGAGAAACCUGCCUGACAGCAGCACAGAGGAGUGAACCUGCCUUGGAGGAAAGCUAACCCACGAAUGGCCUGCCAGUCUGUCGCUGCAGUCAUGGACGAGCAGGCCCUGCUGGGGCUCAACCCGAACGCCGACGCCCGCUACAGGCAGAGGGCUAUGGCAUACUUUGAGCAGCUGAAGGAGUCUCAGGAUGCCUGGGAGGUGUGUGCAGAGGCUCUGGCUAAAGGGAUUUACAGUGACGACCAUGUGAAGUUCUUCUGCUUCCAAGUUUUGGAACAUCAGAUCAAGUUCAGACACGCUGGUCUGAGUGCAGUUCAGCAGCAGCUCAUCAGAGAGACGCUGAUGAAGUGGCUCCAGUGUCAGCUGAUGAACGGUCAGCCUGAGAAGCCGUUCAUCAGGAACAAAGCAGCUCAGGUGUUCGCCCUCACCUUCAUCAUGGAGUAUCUGACUCUGUGGCCCAAGUUCUUCUUUGACAUCCUGUCGCUGGUGGGUCUGAACCCCCACGGUGUCGACAUCUACCUGAGGACGCUCAUGGCCAUCGACGCCGAGGUGGUCGACAGAGACAUCCUGCACUCACCUGAGGAGACGCGCAGAAACACUUUAAUCAAAGACGCCAUGCGGGAGCAGUGCAUCCCCCACCUGGUGGAAUCCUGGUUCCAGAUCCUGCAGACCUACCAGCAGUCCCACCCAGAGCUCACCUGUCAGUGUCUGGAAGUGGUGGGAGCCUACGUGUCCUGGAUUGACCUCAACCUCAUCGCCAACGACCGGUUUGUGAACCUGCUGCUGAGUCAGAUGUCGGUGGAGGAGCUCAGAGAGGAGGCCUGUGACUGCCUGUUUGAAAUCGUCAACAAAGGAAUGGACCCCGUGGACAAAACCAAACUGGUGGAGUCUCUUUGCCAAGUGCUGCAGUCUGCUGGAUUCUUCAACGUGGACCAGGAGGAGGACGUGGACUUCCUGGCCAAAUUCUCUCGGCUGGUGAACGGGAUGGGGCAGAGUCUGGUGCUGAGCUGGACCAAACUGGCUAAGUCGGGAAACGUGAAGGACGCGGCUGAGACGCUGCAGGCCGUGGAGGCCAAAGUGCCGCUUCUGCUGCAGCUGCUGGUGCAUGAGGAUGACGACAUCUCGGCCAACAUCGUCAGCUUCUGCUACGAAUACCUGCACGUCCUCAAACAGCUGCCACAGCUGACAGACCAGCAGAAGUCCAACAUAGAGGCCGUCAUGCUCGCCGUCAUGAAGAAGCUGACGUACGAUGACGAGUACAACUUUGAAAACGAGGGUGAGGACGAGGCCAUGUUUGUGGAGUACAGGAAGCAGCUGAAGAUGCUGCUGGAUCGUCUGGCUCAGGUGUCGCCGGAGCUGCUGCUGGAGGCCGUCCGACGCGUCUUCACCAACACCAUGCAGAACUGGCAGACGGCUCCUUUCAUGGAGGUGGAGGUGGCCAUCAGGCUACUGUACAUGCUGGGUGAAUCCCUGCCGGCUUCUCACGGUGCUCACUUCUCUGGAGAAACGGCGAAGACAAGCGCCCUGCAGGACAUGAUGAGGACGCUGGUGUCCUGCAAUGUGAGCAGCUACCAGCACACCUCAGUGUCUCUGGAGUUUUUCGAAACGGUCGUUCGAUAUGACAAAUUCUUCAUCGUGGAGCCGCAGCACAUCCCAAACGUUCUGAUGGCGUUUCUGGACCAAAGAGGCCUGAGACACAACAGCCCAAAGGUCCGCAGCAGAGUGGCCUACCUCUUCUCCAGAUUUGUCAAAACUUUGCAUAAACACAUGAAUGCCUUCAUUGAGGACAUCCUGACCAGGAUCCAGGACCUGCUAGAACUCGCUCCCCCUGAAAACGGCUUCCCGGCGCUGCUGACCAGUGACGACCAGCUGUUCAUGUUUGAGACGGCGGGCGUCCUGAUCGUGAACGGAGACAGUCCCGUGGAGAGGAAGCAGGCGCUAAUGAGGAGCCUGCUUUUACCGCUGAUGGACGCGUUUCGCCUGCUGCUCGCCAAACUGCCACAAGAGACGGAGGAGGAGAGACAGGCCGCCCUCGCCGACUGUCUGAGCCACGCCGUCGGAUUCGCCAGUCGGACCAGCAAGGCGUUCAGCAACAAGCAGACGGUGAAGCAGUGCGGCUGCACGGAGGUCUACAGAGACUGUAUGCACACCUUCCUGCCUGCGCUGAGCUGUCCCGUCCAGAGGGGGGUGCUGCGCAGCUCCGUCCGCUCCUUCCUACACCGAAUGAUCAUCUGCCUGGAGGAGGAAGUGCUGCCCUUCAUCCCCGCCGCCUCGGAGCACAUGCUGAAGGACUGCGAGGCCAAAGAUCUGCAGGAGUUCAUCCCGCUCAUCAGCCAGAUGACCGCCAAGUUCAAGCGGCAGGUGUCUCCCUUCCUGCAGCAGGUUUUCAUGCCGUUGGUGCUCGCCAUCUUCGAGGUGUUGGCCCGGCCGGCAGAGGACAACGACCAGGCGGCCGCCCUAGAGAAACAGAUGCUGAGGAGGAGCUACUUCACCUUCAUCCAGACGGUCACAGGAAGUGGAAUGAACGAGGUGAUGGCCAAUCAGGGAGCAGAAAACAUCGAGCGAGUCUUGUUCACCAUCAUCCAGGGAGCCGUCGACUUCCCCGACCCCAUCGCUCAGAAAACCUGCUUCAUCAUCCUGUCCAAGCUGGUGGAGCUGUGGGGAGGUAAAGACGGCAUGGUGGGUUUCCCCGACUUCAUCUACAAACACAUCGUUCCUGCAUGUUUCUUGGCUCCUCUCAAGCCGACCUUUGACCUCUCGGAUGCUCAGACAGUCCUGACGCUGUCGGAGUGUGCCCUCACGCUCAAAAUGAUUCAUCUCAAAAGGGGCCCGGAGUUCAUCCAGUUCUUACAGCAGGAGUACUUGCCCUCACUUCAGGUGUCACCAGAAAUCUCACAGGAACUUUGUCAAGUGAUUCAGCAGCCAGACAUCAAAGUCCUGAAAAACUACAUUAAGGCGUUCUUUCAGCGAGCCAAACUGUAGGAAAUAAAACUGGAAGUUCACUGGGACUGAAAGGACACUUCACAGGAAGUGGUCGUACACGCCACUCACAACAAAAAAUGGAACUUAGCAUAGCUGCUUUUGCACUUAAGACGUGAAUGCGUAACGAAGCCCAGUCUGUCUAAGUCAGGACACGGACAGGAUGUCGGUGGACGGAUGAAUCCCUCCAGCUGCCGACGAGAUGAGCUGUCCAUGUGGACUCGAGACGUUAAGGAGCUCGACUGAUGAUCAGAGCUGGAGGACUUUUUGGAAGGUCGUGUAGAAACCUUUUCAACACAGAUCUGUGGGAGAGGACGUGACCUACCUGGAAAACUUUUGGUAAUUAUCCUUAAGUGAUAUGUGAAAUGAUAGCUUUAGUCAAACCUUCACAUUAGAAACCACACUUCAAACACGCUGGGUUUGAGUUUUGAGUUGGGUUUGGAUGUUGCUGCUGCCACUGAAUGGACAAAAAAGGGCUGAAAUGUAUUUUUAUUCAGAGUGUGGCAAUGAUGUUUUUUUUUAGGUGUUGGAUGGAUGAAGAGUUGAUUUUUACGUUUGAAGUGAAGCGCCAAGUUCUUACAGCCCGUCUCAAUCAGCAAACAUCCACAGACUUUAUUUUCCUGAAUUUGAAAGCAAAUUUCAUCAGAAUGAUCUCAGCCGCUCUGUAUUUUUGUUACCCGAUGGGAUGUCGAUACUAGAGUUUCAGUUAAAUCAGCCCCUUGUGGUGAGUUUAUCGUAAAAGUUAUGAAUCCAUGGAGUAUUUUCGGUUUCCUGGCAAUAUGACUUAAUUUGUGGGGCUGUUUUUAAUUUGAUGAACAUACAAUGGAGGAACAAAGUGUAAAUAAGAGAAUAAGAUGUUAAGAAGUGUAAAUAAAGUUCCUAGGUUUAGGUUUUUUGUUUUCUUAUCUCCAUUCCCAUCUGGAAACUAAAUAUGGAAGUCCAUUUGUACCAAAAGGAUAUAAGUUAAAAGAUGAUAAAAAUGCACACACUGAGUCAAACUGAUAAGAUACCAAGUGAAAUUUUUGACAAAAAGACUUAAGUAACAACAACAGUAAUAAUAAUUUGCUGUGGAUGUUUUUCUUUUAAUUCGACUUUUGCAGAUCUCACAAUUAUGACUUAAAGUGAAACUUUAAGUAUUGAUUCGGAAAAACUGUUCACAUUGUAAAAUUGGAUGCUUUAUUAGUGUGAUGUAGUGAGUCAAAAAUUUUACUUAAUUUUGACUUCUGACUAAAUCAGUCAUACUUUCUAUUUCCUUUGUCAUAAAUUUUGUUUGGCGUGAUCCCUAACAUCGUUUUUCUUUGCAGUAAUGAGCUUCCAUAGUGAGACUCAGACUCGUUCAUGUACAGCUCUUGUAAAAACAUGAACUUGCUCAAGAGGAGCAGUUUGAUGAAUUUUAUAUUAAGCAUUUGCGACAAUUCAGGACGAUAGACAAAUUGAUUAUGCAACACUUUGCUGAGAGCAAUACUGUGAAGGAGCUGUCAGACAGUGAGGAAACCGUCAGAGCGAGACGAUGCGAUCAACAAAUCGAGUCUGAUCGUUUUUGCUGAUGUGAAAAACUCAAAUCCACUUGACUUUGUGCAGAAAUUCUGUUGUCUAAAACUUUGGACCUCAUGAUGUCCACGCUGUCCUGUCUCACUGCACGUCUUGUCCCCUCGUGUGCUGCUUCCACUGUUAAAACCAGUUUGUGAUGAUUGUUGUCCUCAUGGAAAUUUGGUUAGAGUUUUUCUCCAGCUUUAAAUUUGUUUUAUUUUCCCAGAAACGUUGCCUUCAGAUGAACCUCCAGAGAAAGUGCCUGAAAGUAUUCAGUGAAAUGUGGUCAUACGGGCAUGCAAAUAGUUUAAAGUAUAAGUCGAGGUGUUCCUCUACAUGUCGACCUCUCAACAAAUCCCACUCAGCUAAAGCUGGAAAUAGUUAAAAUAAAAAAUCCUCACAGAAGUUUUACUAAACAAAGUAUUUGGUAAUAUCCUGUAACUGCUCACUGUAUCAAACAAAUGGGAGCAAAAGGACUAUUUUCAGCAGUGGAAGAAUACGUUUGGACGAUAAGUGUUGACAGGAUCAGCGCAUUGUGGGUGUGGUCGUGUACACAGGAUUUGUUGACAAGAAAAAAUAUAUAGAAUAUCACCAAACUUAUCUUUCAACUGAUUUAAUAAAAACAUUUCUCCAAACGUAACCGUUGAUGGAUUUCUGAGUCGGAUUACUGAGCAACAGUUUUAAAUGUGACCUGUAAGAGAAGCUUUUGUUCCGAGGCAUCAAAACCAACUGACAUUAGCUGGUUAUUUAAGAAGUAAAACAAGUUCACAUGCACAACAUUUCAGAUAAACUACAACCUAACUUGAAGUCUGAGAAAUCAGAACUCGUCUCGAGGUCCCCUUAGCACUUAAACCUCAUGUUGUUUUGCUAUUUCCUGUAAAUUGUUUUUAAAAUGCUGUUUAGCAUCUUCCCUGAGUUCAAAUUAGUUUAGCCUAGCUUAGCGUAGACUGGAAACAAGGGGGAAACUCUGUCACCAUCAAACCUGAGCUACAUGUCGUAUGAUGUUUUGCUAAAAAGCUACUUGCCAAUCCAUUGCAAGUUGUUGUCUCAGUGGUUGUUGGCCAACAAAUAGUUUCAGUGCUAAUUGCCACUAAAACAAUGUCUUCUUUUUUAAAUUUGAUUAAACGUUUGGUGGAGCUGGGCUAACUGGGAACAAAGCACCAGGUAUGCUAGCUGUUUGCUAGGCUAAGCUGCUAUAGCACAAGCUACCUACAAAUACUGGAGGUAGAGGAAAACUGUUAGCCUAGCUCCAUCAACAGUCUGUGAAAUUUGCUGAUUUGUAUCAUGUCACUAAUAAACACAGAGCGUUGAUUUUGCUAGCUGUCUUGUAGAAAAAUUGGUUUGAAGUGUCCCUUCUCCUCACAAUGGCCAGUUAGCAUGAUGUUGGAUAUUCCUAAUGUACAAACAUCAGCCAGAUACUGCAUCAAUACCCAGUCAAUAUUUGCUCACAGUUUGUCCCUGCUUCAAGCUAUGCUAUGCUAACAGCAUCCUGGACUCUGUAGGUUACCAGAGGUUGUCGAAAGGUGCAUCACUUUAAUCACUUAGUAACUCCACAGCCUUUAAGUGAUUUAUUACUUUACAGGAAUAGUUCAAUAAUGAGAGAAGUUUGUUUUCUUUGAGAUUUUCAGAUGGAUACAAUACUUAUGUCUGUGUUUAGCUUAGCUUAGCGUAAAGAAGGGAAAUGGUUAGGAAGUACAAGCACCCACACCUGCAAAGCUCACCAAUUGAUGUCUUGUUUUUAUCAAAACUUU
This is a messenger RNA of Scatophagus argus, 6416 nucleotides long. It is a transcript of the gene xpot, whose product is annotated as exportin, tRNA (nuclear export receptor for tRNAs). Gene Ontology annotation, molecular function: tRNA binding; small GTPase binding. The transcript is spliced from 25 exons. Gene Ontology annotation, biological process: tRNA re-export from nucleus. The record is from RefSeq and is a predicted model, not a curated record. The coding region runs from base 223 to 3138 and encodes 971 amino acids. Gene Ontology annotation, cellular component: nuclear pore; cytoplasm; nuclear matrix. NCBI's taxonomy places the organism in Eukaryota, Metazoa, Chordata, Actinopteri, Scatophagidae.